This is a messenger RNA of Suillus discolor, 675 nucleotides long. RefSeq lists its product as uncharacterized. The transcript has 3 exons. Lineage: Eukaryota; Fungi; Basidiomycota; Agaricomycetes; Boletales; Suillaceae. Gene Ontology annotation, cellular component: phenylalanine-tRNA ligase complex. The coding region runs from base 1 to 675 and encodes 224 amino acids. The record is from RefSeq and is a predicted model, not a curated record. Gene Ontology annotation, molecular function: phenylalanine-tRNA ligase activity. Gene Ontology annotation, biological process: phenylalanyl-tRNA aminoacylation.
AUGAGGUCAUCUAGUUCCUUUGCAGUGCAGGGGAAAGAUCUCAUCACUGUGACCGUCUCUCAAGAGACCCAACACAUCCGUCCUUUCUUCGCAUGUGCAGUGCUUCACAACAUCAAAUUCACGUCCAUGAGCUAUGCAUCCUUUAUUGACCUCCAAGACAAACUACACCAAAACAUUGGGCACAGGCGAAGCCUUGUUGCUAUCGGAACACAUGACCUCGACACCCUCACCCCUCCAUUCCAAUAUGAAGCUCAUACACCCACUAACAUCGCUUUUGCGCCUCUCAGUCAGGAAACAGCGCACACCGCUGCAGAGCUCAUGCAGAAGUCUUUCACAUGUGCACCGAGUAGCCUCGUUGAACAUGUAUACUCCAAUACCCUUCGUGCUCCUAGUAACGUCAUCCCUGUUCUGCCAGCUGGUUGGUUCCCGUCACUUUCGUCUCUAUCCCUUGGGCUUCGCUCCACACGGCUCUUAGUAUUAGCAGGUGCAGAGCGCCUUGAUACGACACUUAUGGUCGGUCAGAUGCAGGGCAAAUUCUGGCUCGAAGUCAUGGGUGGUUCGGGUGUGGGAUAUCUCGUGCAUGCUCGAGCCGCGGCUUUGUUUGGCCUGAGCCAACAAACGGUUGUAGCAAGCCUCCUGAGAGGCUACAAACCCUCUUCAGCCUCUGGUUGCUAA